Molecule: messenger RNA, 837 nt
Organism: Morus notabilis
Lineage: Eukaryota; Viridiplantae; Streptophyta; Magnoliopsida; Rosales; Moraceae
Product: universal stress protein A-like protein
Exons: 4
Coding region: 98-598 (166 amino acids)
Source: RefSeq, a predicted model, not a curated record
GUACUGGGUAGGUGAAUAGGGAAGGAAAAUCUAAAGAGAAACAGAGAGAGAGAGAGAGAGAGAGAGAACUUUCAGAAGUUGCAGAGAGGGGUUAAUUAUGGAGGAGGAGAUUCAGAAGAAGAAGAAGAAGAGGGUGAUGGUGGCAAUAGAUGAGAGCGAGUAUAGCCACUACGCACUCAACUGGACACUGGAGAAGCUCCACGACACCAUCUUUAAUUCUCAACUUUUCAUUCUCGCCGUUCAAUCCAACGCUGAUCUUGGCUCCGCUUAUGCUUCCUCUUUUGGCUCUGCUCAUUUUGUGUCUACAACUCAUGAAUUGGUAACAUCAAUUCAAGAAAGGAACAAGAAGGCAGCUCUGGCCCUGUUGGAGAGAGCUAAGGAAAUCUGCAAAAUGCAUGGGACUGAAGCAGAGACUAUAACAGAAUUUGGGAAUCCCAAAGAGGUAAUAUGUGAAGCUGUCGAAAAGUACAAUAUCGAAUUGCUGGUAUUAGGCAGCCGUGGCAAAGGAGCCAUUAAGAGGACUUUUCUGGGAAGUGUCAGCAGUUACUGUGUUCAUAAUGCCAAGUGCCCUGUUCUGGUUGUGAAGAAACCAGAUUAACCAGUUUGUUACCAUCCUGUACACGAAGCUAUAGAUACCAAAUCCUAUAUUUGAGAGGAUGAUUAAGGAUGUCUGCUAUGUUUACCAACGUAAUGUUUAUUGCAAUGCAAACUUUGACCAGUGCAUAUGCUGUUUCCUAUGGUUUAAAUGUAAUCUAGAAGUGUAAAGAUGUAUUGGUAUCAGUUUUCGGAUCUGGAUGGGGAACAUAUUCCUUCAAUUUAUCCAACAUGUCUUGUUGA